Lates calcarifer (barramundi perch) is the source of this 6377-nucleotide messenger RNA. RefSeq names its product RIPOR family member 3 (gene ripor3). The coding region runs from base 1068 to 4187 and encodes 1039 amino acids. The record is from RefSeq and is a predicted model, not a curated record. The transcript is spliced from 26 exons. Lineage: Eukaryota; Metazoa; Chordata; Actinopteri; Centropomidae.
UAAAAAAAGUAACAACAUAGAGGAAGAAUGCAAAUGGAAGGGAAGUGAUGGAAAGUAUAGAAGAGACAGUUGUUGGGAAAGAGCAGAAAAGAGGGGAGAGAAACAGAGAGUAUCCCCAAGGGAGAGCAGGAAGAAUAGAGAGGGUUCUGAGCUGAAAAGGAAAAAAAGAAAAGGGGGAGAUUUGGCAGGGAACAAGAGAGCACGAUAAGAAGAGUCACAUGGAAAGAAAAGAGGCAAAAUGACAGAUCAGAGAUGACAGAGAGAAGCUAUGAAGCAUCUUAAGAACUGAAAAAAGGAGGAGGAGGAGGAGAGGCACUAAGAAAGUUACAGACAUUAAGAAUGACAAGUGUUAAAGGAGGGAGAAAGGAAGGGUCGAGCAUGAGAAGGAAGAGAUAAGAGGGAGAGACAGAGCAGAUAGGAGUGUUAAAAGCUGGAAAACCAAGAUGAAAAUAGUAGAAAAAGAGGAGAUGAAGGGAGGGGAAAAGGCUUAAGUACAUUAAUUGAAGAUGACAAAAGGAAAAGAGCAGAUUGUCAGAGUGGGAAGAGCUGAAAGAGGAGGAGAGAAACUCACCAAAAGGGAGUGGAGAAGACGCUGAGGGGGAGAGGAGAGGAGAGGCAGAGCUGGGAAGUAAAAAGUGAGUGAUAGAGGAGGGAGAGAGAGAGCAGAUAUGAGGAGGAGUGAGGAGAGCUGAGACAGAAAGACAGAAGAGAGGAAAGAACGGGGGAACUUAAAUUCACUGGUGUGUUUCUCUCUGACGUCGUUGUGAAACCUUCUCGAGCUGCUCUGCUGCUGCUGCUGUUGCAAGACUGAACACUAUCAGGACGGAGCAGGCGGCUGCCAAACCCACUGACACACACACACACACACACACACACACACACACACACACACACAGAAAGCAAAGGAGCUCCCCAGCAGUGUUGGAUAUGACUCGUCCGCUGAGGCAGUUUGGUGUGGUGGACUCAGAGUGACAGUUGGGGAGAACCGGUUCUUCAUCCAGUCAGUGUUGUGUGAAGAUGAAGUGACGCCAGCAGAGUCUGAACACAGGGCGACUUCACAGCUGUUGAUGUUUCCAUCGGAACAAAACUCAACGACAAAGAUGUCGGUGAAGCUGCGAUUCGACUCCCCCUCAGAUGGAGGCUUGGUCCACAGGAGCCGCUCCUUCACUGGGUUCAGCUCUCUGAAUGGACGACGACGGCCGUCCUCUGCUCGUAACUCUCUCCGCUCCAAAGCCAUGACAGGGAGUAAAUCUCCCAGGAUGCACCUGUCUCCCAGCAGAGGGGGAGGGGGUGUGUGGUCUCUGCAGCCAGAGCAGGUCGACAGGGUUUUCCAGGCACUACGCAAAGGACUCAAGGAGUACCUGGAGGGUCACCAGGCGGAGAUGGACUUCCUGUCGUCACAGCAGAGAGAGACCAAGAGAAACUCCAGACUGGCUUUUCUCUAUGAUCUGGAAAAGGAGAUCAGAGCGCUGGAGAGAUACAUACGACGAUUAGAGUUUCAAAUCAGCAAGGUGGAGGAGCUGUAUGAGACAUAUUGUAUCCAGUGGAGGCUGUGUCAGGGAGCGGUCAACAUGAAAAGAGCCUUCUCGCUGUCCCCGUCCACCAGAGCCUCCAGAGAGAGUCUGCUGGAGCUCAACCGCAACCACAGACACAGCCUGCAGGACAUGUCAGUUAUGGAGGGAGAGCUGGAAAUCCUCCUCGGAGAGCUACACAUCAAAAUGAAAGGUCUGAUCGGCUUCGCUCGGCUCUGCCCUGGAGACCAAUACGAGGUGGUGGUGCGGUUGGGCCGCCAGCGAUGGAGGAUCAGAGGGAAGAUCGAGUCAGAUGACACACAGUCCUGGGACGAGGAGGAGAUGGUCUUCCUCCCACACAUACACCACAACUUCGAGAUCAAGGUGACCGAGGCGAAGGGUUUAGGUUGGCUGCUGGUUGGCAUGGUAACGUGUGCGAGCGCAGACUUCUUCGUGGCGAGGCCGCAGUUGAUGCUGGUGGACAUCACGGAGCUGGGAACCAUCAAACUGCAGCUGGAGGUCACCUGGAAUCCGUUUGACAGCGCUGAGAAGAUGAAGCCGCUGUCUGUCAGCAGGCAGUCGGUGUCCAGCAGGAAGAGUUCAGUUUACAGCUGGACGGCACCGAGCACCCCCUCCUUCACAGAGAAAUACUUUAUAUCGAUGGUACGUGAGCUGAAAGAUCAAGAUGGCUCCCUCCCGUCUCUGGUUUCCAAAAGUCGUCAUAACAGAGGAGGAGUGUCUCUGCUCAGCUACCUGUCCAACCCCUCGCACACCUCCAUCACGUCAAACCACAGCCCUCAAAGCCCCUGCACCCCCAGUCUGACACGGGCUCACAGCUACCCCUCCAGCCCCAGCCAGGGCACCAGUCUGGGAGGAAGCCAGACCCAGCUGUCCCUCGAGGAGGAGGUCUCUACGGAGGAGAGGGAGCAGAGGAAGAGGAUGGAUGAGAAUGAGGAAGAGGAAGAGGAAGAGGAGGAGGAGGAGGAGGAGGAGGAGGAGGAGUGGGGAGGAGUGUCGGGGACUCCAUCAACACCGGUGGAGAGUAAGACAGGAUCCCUGCCGGCCCUGCAGAGGUCCAGUACCCCUGACAUCCUCAGGAAGAACACAGCUGGAGAACCAGAUGCUGAGACACACAGUGCAGCCCUGGGGCAGGACACGGUCACUGUACAGGAAUCCCCUCACUCAUAUUCUGCCCCAGCCUCUCCCACAGUCCCGACCCAGCCCCCAGCUCUAGCCCCGUCCUCCACCACGACGGCUGCGCCAACCCAGGGGAAGUCGGGGGUGAACGGUGCCCAGCGUAGGGCCCAGGCCCUCAGGCUGGGAGCCCUGAUCGCAGAGCUGGAAAAGACGUUACAGAACCAGAGUCUGUCUGAGAAGGAGCUGAGAACCCUGGACCACCAGAUACUGCACCUGGCGACCAUACUGAAGAACGACCUCUCCCUGUUGAGGAGCUCAUCAUCAGAGGAGACUCUGGCUGUGGAGGAAGUCCUGGGCAGCUUUGACUUCCUGUCACAUGACUUCAACGGAGAUGAUGAUACUUCCUGUUUGGGCAGCCUGAGACUAAAAGACAGUGGCAUCAGCUCCUUCCAGCAGAGCACUCUGAGGAGCCUCGGCCUCUUCUCCCACAGCAGCCAAUCAGCUUCUGAGGAAGAACUGGUCAUCACCCCCCUGACUUCUGGGAACUGCAGUCUUGACCAAGCUCUAGAGACUCACCUGGAUAUUUGCUUCAUCCUGUUACAGAUGAUAAAAACGACUGACUUCAGCCCGUCCCGGAGGGACCUGCUGGAGGAAAUGGCUCUUCAAGCUGAAGUCCUGGACAGAAUCAGCUGUUUGCUGCUAGAGAAGAACGACCUCUCCCCUCGUGACAUUCUUCCUAAGGCCCAGAGAACGAGGGAUGUGUUGUUGUUCUGGGAGGAUUGCGUGAGCGACAGCAGCUCUCCUUUCUGCUGCCACUCUGAUAGCUUCUCCAGGACGCUGAAGAAACGCUACACACACAAGGUGAAGGCCAAGCAGCCCGGCCAGUCAGAAAAAGUGUUUUCUCAGCUCCUGCAGCAGGUCCAGACGGCCUGUCGGAUGGUGCCCAGCCCUCGGCCGGUCUGCAGCCCAGACAGAGUCACUCUCUUCCAGCUGUCGGUGUAUCUGAAACGCUGGAGCAUCCAGGAGCUGGGAGACCACAUCUCCCGCCUCUCCAAAGAAGAGUACAUCCUCUCGGCCCUGAGGAGCCCCAAACGCAGGCGAGCUUUAAACAAACUGAGAGGGCGGAGCAUCGCAGAGUUCCUCCCUCUGGGGACCACGCUGCAGAUCCUGGCUGCCCUGCAGAUCGACUCCAACCACAAAGUCUGUAAAGCUGCUGCCAACUGUCUCUGCAGAGCCGCAGGCUGCAAGACCUUCAGGAGCAAGGCUGUGGUUUACUACACAGAGAGUUUGAAAAGCACUGACGUUCAAAUCCAACAAGGCUCCUGUCUGGCGCUGAAAUGCCUCAGGGCGACAGAGAGCGUGGACCACAUAGCAGAUUUGUGGAGAUCAGCGGAUGAGGAUCUUCGCAGCGCUGCCAGAGAGACUGUCCUCUCCUUUGGUAAAAAGGGCUUCCUGGCCUUCCAGAGGAUGGACCAGCUGUACACUGAGAUGCAGGAGGAGGCGUACCAGAACCAAGAGACUGAGAUUACGAUCCUGUAGGAAACACGUCCAGAACUAAAAACAUAAAGAGUCUCGAUGAACCUGGGAGUCAGGGCGAGAGUCUGUGUCUGGAUAAAGUUGAUGAAGCUGCACUGAAGGGGGAAAUGCCAGGACGAAGCUUCUUACUUUCUGAGCUAACAGUGAUUUUAUUUUGAAAAACCUGUGGCGCCUUCAUGGGUACAGCACAAACAGAGGAAGAUCUAUUGAGCUCUCUCUGGACGGAUCGCUCACUCACUGAGUUUUGCUCCAAAGCUUCAGUUUUCUUGCUCCUAUGACCAGAGAAGUGGCUUAACUGGAAUCGUGGAUUAUUUUUGGUCAAAUAUGUUGAGUUCUGUUUUCUGUUACAGCAUCAUUUAGUUAGAAGACGCCAUGUGCAGCUUUAAAAUUAUUCCUGCUUCUCCAGUGUUGGGACUUUCUUUCAACAACCAAUCUACAGGGUUGUUUUAUUGGAAAAUGAAGGAUAAAUAUAUUAAUAUUAUUAUUAUUUUCACAUAAGUGUGUGGUUGAGAGAGAUAAUGUGCAAAAAAAUCCAAACUAUCCUGUGAACAUUAAAGCCUGUGGGACCAAAUAAAUCCUCAAUAGCAGCUGCAAACAGUGCAAAUCUACCUGUUCCUCCUGAGUUGUGUUUACUUUUCUGUCUUUUCGUGAGUGAAGGAAAACAAAAUGGCUGCUGAAACGUUUCCACAAACAAACAGGAGCCGAGACAUUCAAGGAUGCCAAGGGAUUAUGGAACAAACAGCUCCAGCAGGCGGCCAAACUCUUCCUCUCCAAAUCUGUUGUAUUCAAAAAUGAUGACGUUUGUCAGUGAGUUUCCUGGUCUGCAGAUGAUCUGAGAGCAGCUGCUGGAUGGAAGCUAUGAACUGAUGAACGUGUGGAUUUUGUGCCUUGUCAUUUGAGAAACAUAAGAUGCAUUGAUUUAGCUCAUGAGCGAGUUCAUUUACUCGCUCAUAUUUUCAUUUCUAUGCCACCAAAGUUGCUGGACCCAGUUACAUAGAGAAGGAUAUUUCUCUGAGAGCACAGCAUGAAUGUACAUGAACUCACCAACUCAAAUUACUAUGAAGACAUGACUUUACUCUCCUCUCUCAUUGCUGUUUGGGCUCAGAUUAGUAUCAUCACUGAGAUGGAGGCAGGUGCUGCCCUCUGCUGUCCAUUCAGCUAAUCUGAAGUUUGGGAACAGCGCUGACCUGAGGAUGCUUUCGCUCGCCACAGAACAGAUUUGGCUGCGGUGGUUAAACUGACCUGGGACCUCUCUGACUGGGAUAUUUAAAGACUGUUUGGGAGGUCGACAAAGUGGCGUGGGAAGAAGACGUCAGCCUGCUUUUUGAUUUAACGUUGUGGAGUCAAAUGAGGAUUUUCUUCAGGCUUAGUGUCGAUACAGGUCAACUCUGUUUAUGGAGGUUUUUGGUAAUUUCAUGACUUACCCCCUAGGAAUGAAGCACCAUGUUGGAAACAAAUCAAAAAUCAAUCCAGCCACAUCAUCAAACUCUCACAGGGGGGAGGCUGUAAUGGGGAACAGGAUGGGAAAACACUGUUUACCAUUUUUUGUAGUAAAUCAGAUGCAGCCCCUAAAACAAAACCACUCAAAAUGUUCAGAACAUAAACAAGAACAGAGUUUGAACAUUCUCUGCAUGGUUUGUUCCUCCUGCAGAAACAUGGUUCAGCUUCUACACAUUUUGAUUGUGUUAUUCUUUCUGGACUGAUGAAUAAUUCAAUUUUAUCCAGUAAUAUCAACAAACUGACCUGUUGGGAGACACUAACGGCUGCUGUUUGACCAGCAGCUAGAAAACAAAGGCACAAGUUUUAAUGUUGCAUAGAAGGAAAGAGAAAAAGCAAAGGAUGAAAAAGCACUAAGAGGAAUGAGCUGAGGGAGGAAAGAAAAGAAAGAUAUGAGAAGGGUGAAGGAGGUAAGGAGAGGAAGCAGUUCUGUGACGCUAAACUUAGACACUUUGGGCUAAAUGCUAACAUGCAGGUUUAGCAUGUCAGCCUGCUAAUAUUUGCUAAUUAGCGCUAAACUAAAGAGUCUGGGCUUCUCACUUCUGACUCAGUCCCACCUCUGCACCAAACUGUGGAUUCAACCGUCAUGUAUUAUUGUAACUGGAUGUAUAUUGAUUACUGAAACGUGUGCACAGAACAUGACUUACAGAGGUGGAAACCUUUCACUUCUGUGAGCAAUAAAAAGAUAAACGUUCA